Messenger RNA from Plasmopara halstedii, 1023 nucleotides. Its product is annotated as Ubiquinol cytochrome c reductase assembly protein CBP3. Lineage: Eukaryota; Oomycota; Peronosporomycetes; Peronosporales; Peronosporaceae. Gene Ontology annotation, cellular component: mitochondrion. The record is from RefSeq and is a predicted model, not a curated record. Bases 1 to 1023 code for a protein of 340 amino acids. The transcript has a single exon. Gene Ontology annotation, molecular function: protein binding. Gene Ontology annotation, biological process: mitochondrial respiratory chain complex III assembly.
AUGCGAGCUAAAGUAUCUCGAGUGGCGAUGCGAGUAGCGACGUACUGCGGACGGCACAAUAGUGGCGGUAUUGAAGUCAAAGGCUCAAGUUCUUUGUUAUUCUACCCGCGUCAUGUAGCAGCAGAGUGUUUGACACUUCAUCGAGCGUUUGCGUCCGCUGCCAGUGUCGAAGCUGCGCGCAAGUUUGCUUGGGCCGAGACCGACAUUGCGCCUCCAUCUCCAGGCCGCGGUAUUAUAGGGCGCUCUUCUAACGUUGAUGUGACCAAAAGCGAGAAUCCUAUUCAACGUUGGCACUGGCUAUGGAAGAUGCUGGGGUUUCUUAACGAAGAUGACCGUUUGUUCCGCAACUCAACCGCCGUGUUCCAGAGCUGCAUGAACUACACAGCUAGACCAGAAUAUUAUAGUGAACUUGGAAUUUCAAAAUCCUUUCGUGCGCAGCAAGCACUUUUGAUGGUACAUGUGUGGCUAGUGCACCGUCGCUUGGCACUAGAAGGCGAGCAGGGUAAAGUUAUGCAGGAGCUUUUAUUUGAUCGUUUGUGGGAGGAAACAGUGGUACGCAUUCGCUACCUGAAUAUCUCGGAGCUUUCAGUGAAUAAAUAUCUCGCUCAGGUUCAGCAAAUUGGCUUUAACUCCUGCAUCGCAUAUGACAAAGGAUUGAAAAAUGGCCCUAACGUUCUUCAGACUGCUGUGGCUCAGCACCUCCUUGAUAAUGAAACACCCGAAGGUUUACGUAUCGCCAGCAUCAUGGCUGAGUACAUGAAACGAGAAUUAAAGAACUUAGAAAAAGUCGAUGCCGAAUAUAUUAUGAAAGGCACCAUUCCGUGGAGCUCAUUGCCUCAAACUCACGUGAAAAAUAGACCCGAAGAUGAUGACGAUGUGGUGCUUAUUGGACAACGCUUUGGUAAUUGGCGCUCGGCACUGGACAAUCGGGGCAAACUAUACUAUUGGAAUUUGACCACGCGAUACUCUGUUUGGAGCAGACCGACGGGUGAUAUGCUUCACGAAGGUGAGGAGAUUAAGUAA